Trichophyton benhamiae CBS 112371 is the source of this 963-nucleotide messenger RNA. RefSeq lists its product as uncharacterized. The transcript is spliced from 2 exons. Gene Ontology annotation, biological process: ubiquinone biosynthetic process. Bases 1 to 963 code for a protein of 320 amino acids. Gene Ontology annotation, molecular function: methyltransferase activity. Lineage: Eukaryota; Fungi; Ascomycota; Eurotiomycetes; Onygenales; Arthrodermataceae. The record is from RefSeq and is a predicted model, not a curated record.
AUGAACAUGUCAUCAAGAAGUGCGUGGCGAGGACUGCAUUGGAGUGCAAAGAGACGGCCGAUGGUGCCUCAAGCCCCUUACAGGUGUUUCUCCUGCACUGCUCGACUGCAGAGCCCAGGUCAGCAACCUGAUGAGCGUAAGACUCAUUUUGGAUUCGAGACGGUGCGGGAAUCUGAGAAGGAAUCUCGAGUUGGUGCCGUUUUCAGCUCAGUAGCUCGCUCCUAUGACACGAUGAAUGACUUCAUGUCACUCGGCAUUCACAGACUAUGGAAGGACUAUUUUGUACGGUCGUUAAAUCCUGGCCGUCAGUACGCGCGUGAAGGCCCCGGCAAGAGUGGCAGCAGUGAGGUCGAGCACCAGGGCUGGAAUAUACUUGACGUUGCUGGUGGGACGGGAGACAUCGCAUUUCGCAUGCUGGACCAUGCCACAAACAUCAAGCAUGAUCAGUAUACUCGGGUUACGGUUGCUGAUAUCAACCCGGACAUGCUAACAGAGGGGAAAAAGCGGAGUCUUGACACUCCAUAUUAUAACUCCGAUAGGCUGUCAUUCAUGCAAGGCAAUGCAGAGUCAAUGCCGUCCAUCCCAUCCAACUCAGUCGACCUCUACACCGUUGCGUUUGGCAUCCGUAAUUUUACCAACAAGCAGGCUGCGUUGGAGGAGGCUUACCGCAUCCUCAAGCCUGGCGGAGUCUUUGCAUGUCUCGAGUUCAGCAAGGUGACCGUCGGCGCUUUCGAUGAGGUAUACAAGCGGUGGAGCUUUGGUGCCAUUCCACUUAUUGGACAGCUCGUGGCCGGAGACCGUGCCAGCUAUCAGUAUCUCGUUGAGAGCAUCGAGAGGUUCCCCAGCCAGGAGAAGUUUCGCGGCAUGAUCCGCAAAGCCGGUUUCCUUACUCCAGGCGAUGGCUACGAGAAUCUGUCGUUGGGCAUUGCAGCAAUUCAUAAAGGAGUCAAACCCUUGAAGUGA